Artibeus jamaicensis (Jamaican fruit-eating bat) is the source of this 1284-nucleotide messenger RNA. It is a transcript of the gene SLC31A2, whose product is annotated as solute carrier family 31 member 2. Gene Ontology annotation, biological process: copper ion transmembrane transport. Gene Ontology annotation, molecular function: copper ion transmembrane transporter activity. The coding region runs from base 96 to 524 and encodes 142 amino acids. Lineage: Eukaryota; Metazoa; Chordata; Mammalia; Chiroptera; Phyllostomidae. The record is from RefSeq and is a predicted model, not a curated record. The transcript has 4 exons. Gene Ontology annotation, cellular component: membrane.
CUCAAGUCGUGCUGAGCUGCCGCGCCUGUAGAACUCGGAACAGAGAGACCAGAGCAGGCAGAUCUGUCCCGGGCGCAACCCCUGGCGCGCUCACCAUGGAGAUGCAUUUCAUCUUCUCAGAUAAGGUGGUGCUUCUGUUUGAUUUCUGGAAAGUCCACAGUCCUGCAGGCAUGGCUGUUUCGGUGUUGGUGGUCCUGCUCCUGGCUGUGUUAUACGAAAGCAUCAAGUUUGCCAAGAUUAAGCUGCUCUACCAGACUCUGGUGAACAUGCCCACCUCCACCAGUGAGCGGCCUGAGGGGACAGACCAGGAUUCUUCAAGCUCGGAGUCACCCCUAGUCAGCAGACCCCGAUUCAGGUGGGUUUUGUCUCACUUUGGCCAGUCUCUAAUGCAUGUCGCUCAGGUGGUCAUCGGCUACUUCAUAAUGUUGGCUGUUAUGUCCUACAACACCUGGAUUUUCCUUGGCGUGGUCCUGGGCGCAGCCUUGGGCUACUACCUCUCCUACCCGCUUCUCAGCAUAGAUUAGCCCACAAGGGCCGUGCAGGCGCUGAGCACUGGAGAAAGCUGGGUGCCCCCUCCAGUCAUCGCACUUUCAGGCCCAAGUCUCCUUUUUCUUCUGAUGGAUGGUACUCACCUCACUCCCAGCUCCUAGAAAUUUUCAGCCAAAGCCAGCACUUGCUCCCUGGAGUUCAGAGGCCACUGCAGCUACCUCUCCUCAGACAGCCCGCCCAGGGCUAGUCUUGCGCCUUAGCAGGCUGCUGUGACUAGCGGGAGAACGGAGAGGACAGAAACCAGAGGCAGGAUUGCGGAGCCUGUGCUGACUUAUCUGUGACUCAAAACUUAAGAGUUCCCAAAGAUCUCCAAGACCAGGAGGCAGGUUCUGGGUUUAAGCACCCAGAACCUGGCCACCUUUCACUCUGCUGAUUUGUGCCUUACCUAGACGAGCAUCUUCCCCUUGCACGUCCUGUCCUCGUCUGUCUUUGGGGGACAGGGACUAAGCUGGCUCCUUUUUCUCACCCUCUGCCUUUGGAACGUGAAGAUUGUUUCUUCUGUGGAUCACACUGACAAACUAAGAUUUUUCACUUUUUCCCAGUGAACUCCUGGUUGGCAAUUUUGCACAAUAACACAAACAAAAAUUUUAAUUAAAUUAUUUCAUUUCAUUCAUGAUAGAUGGCAGCAUUUGCUGGGACUGGUUUCCCCUUCCUGGGGGGAGAGUAAGUGACAGGAGAUUAAAGGCAGAGAAGCAGGACUGCAGCCAAGACUCCUGCGGAUGGAGUGAGCUCCUC